Oncorhynchus masou masou (cherry salmon) is the source of this 1328-nucleotide messenger RNA. It is a transcript of the gene aipl1, whose product is annotated as aryl hydrocarbon receptor interacting protein-like 1. The transcript has 6 exons. Bases 24 to 1019 code for a protein of 331 amino acids. NCBI's taxonomy places the organism in Eukaryota, Metazoa, Chordata, Actinopteri, Salmoniformes, Salmonidae. Gene Ontology annotation, molecular function: protein binding; peptidyl-prolyl cis-trans isomerase activity. The record is from RefSeq and is a predicted model, not a curated record.
CAGACAGACAGCCAUAUAGAAAAAUGUCUUCAGAUAUGGAUGGGACCAUGCUCCUGGGGGUGGAAGGCAUUAAGAAAACCAUCCUGUAUGGAGGGACAGCUGAGAUGCCCCGGUUCAUUACUGGGACCAAGGUGACCUUCCAUUUCCGUACCCAGCUGUGUGAUGAUGAUCGUACGGUGAUAGACGACAGUAAGGUGACGGGCGUGCCAAUGGAGGUGGUGAUCGGGAACAUGUUCAAGCUGGAGAUCUGGGAGACCCUGCUCACCUCCAUGAGGAUUGGAGAGGUGGCCGAGUUCUGGUGCGAUGUCACCCACACUGGCCUCUACCCCCUGGUGGCCAAGAGCUUGCGGCGCAUCGCGGAGGGCAAGGACCCUGUGGACUGGCACAUCCAUUCGUGUGGCAUGGCCAACAUGUUUGCCUACCACACCCUGGGCUAUGAUGACCUGGACCAGCUACUGAAGGAGCCUCAGCCUCUCUACUUUGUACUGGAACUGGUCAAGGUGCAGCAGCCCAGUGAGUAUGACAGGGAGUCGUGGGCUCUGAAUGAUGAGGAGAGACUGAAGGCUGUGCCCUUGCUCCACGGCCAGGGCAACAAGCUCUACAAACAGGGGCGCUACCAGGACGCCACCAACAAAUACAAAGAGGCCAUAGUCUGCAUCAAGAACAUACAGCACAAGGAGAAAGCAUGGGAAGCCCCCUGGCUGAAGCUGGAGAAGAUGGGGAACAUGCUGACUCUCAACUACUGCCAGUGUCUGCUCCGUAUGGAGGAGUACUAUGAGGUCAUAGAGCACACCAGUGACAUCAUCAAUCAGCACCCAGGUGAAAUGAAGGCGUUCUACGUGCGAGGGAAGGCCCACAUUGAGGUGUGGAACGAAGCUGAGGCGCGGGCUGACUUUGAGAGGGUUCUAGAUUUGGACCCUGGCAUGAAGAAGGCUGUUAAGAAGGACCUGGGUGUCCUCAACAUGAGGAUGGAGGAGAAGAAUGAGGAGGAUAAAGUCAAGUACAAGGGCAUGUUCUGACAUGGCCCAGGAGAUAUGCAGAUAUGGAGGGGGAGGGUCAAUGUCAAAGUUAAAGUGGACAGCACAGAUGGUGCUUGUGGAGGAAGAGAGGAGAGAUGGCCAAAGCAGGAGUGAGAGAGAGAGAGAGAAAAUGUAUCCUAGAUCAUUGUUACUUAUUUAUCUAUGUUUUUCCUGGAACAUUGUUUGGUGGUCAAUCAAUUUGGGUAGAACAUGUAUCCAUUAUGUCUGACUUGAAUGGUUGAAGCCCAACAAGUACUGCAUCUAGUCAUAAAAUGCAAAUAAAUCUUGGUGUAGAUUAUGUACUCAUCA